Molecule: messenger RNA, 3361 nt
Organism: Vollenhovia emeryi
Lineage: Eukaryota; Metazoa; Arthropoda; Insecta; Hymenoptera; Formicidae
Gene: MetRS
Product: methionine--tRNA ligase, cytoplasmic
Exons: 15
Coding region: 164-3085 (973 amino acids)
Biological process (GO): methionyl-tRNA aminoacylation
Cellular component (GO): cytosol; aminoacyl-tRNA synthetase multienzyme complex
Molecular function (GO): methionine-tRNA ligase activity; ATP binding
Source: RefSeq, a predicted model, not a curated record
AGGAUCGCGCCCAAUAGGAGAGAGGCGAGUUGCAUCUGACGCAACUCCCGCGCGCGUGGACAAUCGCGCCCGAUGUCGCUUCCUGUCGCUCACAUGUCACCCGCGGUUGUGCGCUAGCAUAUUUCCCUAUUUAUUCGCGUAUUUAUUAAUUUAUUCGGCGACGAUGAUCGUGUCCACGAACGAGGGCAACCCGAACGCGUUGAAGCUGAUUGUCGCAGCUAAGCUGGCGCAGCGGACCGUCUCCGUCAGGAUUCUCAAGCCCAGUGAUGCUGCCUUGGGGCGCUUGCCGACGCUGACUGCGCCCUCAGGAUUGUCGCUGUUCAGUGUCUCUUCGGCGCUGCGCUUCCUGUUGCCUGUACCUAAAGAGACGGAGGUUCUCAACGACAGAUGGCUGGAAUGGGAGAUUUCUCAAUUACAGCCGGCCAUACUAAGAGAUCACGCAAACGCAGGGGCUUCUAAAGGCCUGCAGCAAUCUGACUUGUGGUCUUUACUGAAAGAUCUCAAUAGUGAACUGAAGGACAAAGAGUACUUAAUUGAGAAAUGUAGUAAUUUAUCACCAGCAGAUAUUUCUAUUUGGGUAAGUCUUUGGAGCACGAUAUUGGUUACAGAUAUCGCAAGCGAUAUUGCCAAGGACUUGCCAAACGUCGACCGUUGGUCAGCUAACAUUCAGAAGCAGUCAGUUGUCCAACAGUCGAUUAAGGAAUCAAUCGAAAUGUUCAACCUGGAAAGAGGUGCAAAGGCUGUCGCGAGCAUUCAGGCUGCUUCUUGGUUCCCCGUCAAUUCAGCCCCAAAUUUCCAAGUUCGCGAAUCAGUACCUAGUAANAUCAGUCCAACUAAGGAAAAAGAGGAGAUCGUUAGUAAGGAGGAACUUUGUAAAGUGACAAAGAAUUGGCCCACCGAGAAAUAUCCGGAAGUCAAGGAAAGUUCAUACCCCAUACUGCCUAAGAAAGACGAACGAAAUAUAUUGAUAACGUCGGCUCUUCCUUACGUUAAUAACGUUCCGCAUUUAGGAAAUAUCAUCGGCUGCGUUCUCUCGGCCGAUAUCUUCGCAAGGUAUUGCAGGCAACGAAAUUACAACACCCUCUACAUAUGCGGGACCGACGAGUACGGCACCGCGACCGAAGCGAAAGCUUUGCAAGAGAAAACGACGCCUCAGGCUAUCUGCGAUAAAUUCUUCGACAUACACAACGACGUUUAUCGCUGGUUCGGCAUCGGAUUCGACUAUUUCGGUCGCACUACUACACCCGAGCAGACAGAAAUCGUUCAAGACUUCUUCCUGAAAAUUAAGUCGCAAGGCUACGUGCUGUCCGAGAGCGUGGAACAGCUCCAUUGCGAAUCCUGCGAUCGGUUUCUCGCCGACAGAUUCGUGGAGGGUACGUGUCCCGGAUGCAAGUACGAGGACGCGCGCGGUGACCAGUGCGACGGCUGCGGUCACCUCGUGAACGCGGUCGAGUUGAUAAACCCCCGAUGUAAGAUCUGUAGCACUAGACCUGUCGUGAAAAACUCGGUACAGUUCUUUCUAGAUUUACCCAAGCUAGAAGACAGGCUAAAGAAAUAUUCCGUUGCCAGGGAGAAAGGAUGGUCCAACGUCGCGAGGGUGGUUUCACGAGCGUGGUUACGCGACGGUCUUAAGCCGCGUUGCAUAACCAGAGAUUUGAAGUGGGGCAUACCGGUCCCGGUAGAGGGUUUCGAAAAUAAAGUGUUUUACGUCUGGUUUGACGCCCCUUUUGGAUAUAUCAGUAUUACAAAGAGGUAUACCAAAGAUUAUAAGGAAUGGUGGCAACCUCCUCAGGAUACAAAAAUCGAUUUGUGCCAAUUUAUGGCAAAGGAUAACGUACCGUUCCACGUCAUAAUGUUUCCCGCUUGUUUAAUAGCGGCUAAUCAAAAUUACACGUUGAUGAGAUAUAUAAUGGCAACUGAAUAUCUGAAUUAUGAAGAUAAAAAAUUCUCCAAGUCUAGAGGUAUCGGAGUGUUCGGCACCGAUGCCAGAGACACCGGCAUUCCAGCGGACGUGUGGCGAUUUUAUUUGGCCUACAUUAGGCCUGAAACUCAAGAUUCCAAUUUUAAUUGGGUGGAUUUAGCCACGAAAAACAAUAGCGAGUUACUAAAUAAUCUUGGAAAUUUUGUCAACAGAGCUCUGGUGUUCGCUGAAAAGUUCUUCGACUCUAAUGUACCACCGAUAGAGGCGGAAGAGGCUGAUUGGACUGUAUUGGCGUUAGCACAGCGCGAACUGUCGUCUUACAUUAACGCCAUGGAGCAAGCCAAGUUGAGGGACGGCUUGAAACACAUACUGGCGAUUUCAAAGCAUGGCAAUCAGUACAUGCAAUUCCAGCAGCCUUGGGUGAAAGUUAAGGGAAACGACGACGACAAGAAAAAAGCUGGAACGGUCAUUGCAAUUUGCUGCAAUUUAGCCUGUCUUCUUUCCUCUCUUCUGGCCCCCUUUAUGCCCAGUACGGCCAAAGAAUUGAGAUUACAACUAGGUUUGAGUAACAAAAGUUACGGCUAUAUCCCUGAAACGAUAACAAACAUGUUACCUACGUGGCACAAACUCGGCAAGCCCAGUCCGUUGUUCACUAAGAUCGAGGAUCAAAAGAUAGAGAUGUUACGCAAGAAAUACGCCGGCCAGCAGGAAAAUAAUGGCGAGGGAGCGAACAAAAGCUCCAACGAGAGUAUCGCAUCGUUAGAAGCUGCAAUUACGAAGCAAGGCAAUCAGGUAAGAGAACUGAAAGCUAAACACGACAAGAGCGUUUGGCAACCGCAGGUAGAAAUUUUGUUAGAUCUCAAAAAGAAGCUGAAUGAUUUCAAAAGUAAUGCGAGCGCACCUGGAAAGAAAUCGCCGGCGAAAAAUAAAAAGGCCGGACCGACGCACGUGCCGGAACAAAAUGGGGAUGCUCUAACGAACGUGGCGGCAUUGGAAUCAGCUAUCGCGAAGCAGGGCAAUCUUGUACGGGAGUUAAAGGCUAAGGAAGACGGAAGUGUGUGGAAACCACAAGUGGAAAUAUUACUAAAGUUGAAACAGCGUUUGACAGAUCUCACUGGAACGACGCCAGUCGCCGUUGACAAGAAAUCUAAGAAGAAAAAGUAACUACAUUUCCUUCGUAAUAGAAUGAUGAUCUAUUGCGUUAUUCGUGUAGUUAUUUCGUCGGCACGUUCAAAGCGUGACAUAAUAGUAUUUAACUAACAAUAAGAAAUACGCGCUGUAUUUAAUACAUUUAUUUUACCCUACUCGCGCGUUGUGUAUCAGGACUUACAAGGGGAGGAAUCGUGAAAACACAUUUGUACUUUAUUUAAAUGCGUGCUCAUUCUCACUACAUAUACCUAUAUGUAUAUACUGGUAAUCUCAUAAAUAAUUUACAUAAAA